ACAUUGAUUUCCCAAAAACGGAAAGAAAAUAAUCCGACCUCCUCAAAAGUGGGUUGAUAUAAAGAGAGUUGUUAAGAGAGCCACAUCCUAAUCCCUCUUGACGGGGCUCUCGCCCUCUCCCUCUCUCUCUCUCUCCCUCUCUCGGAAUCCGAAUUAUUCCUGAAGAAUCUUUUCAAUUUCUUAUCCUUUUUUAUUAUCAUUAUUAUUAACAACACCCAUCGCAUCAAUCAAUCAAUCCCUCAUUCAGCAUCAUCCUUGAGUCAUGGAUGCACCACCAAUUGCGAUCGAUGCUCAACAACAACCCCCCCAGGGUUGUGAAUUUGGGCAGGAGGGGAAGAAGGACCUGGGCGAUGAAAAUCAUCAUGGAAUUUGUGCCAUUUGUUUGAAUAAGAUCGCCUUGCAGGAAACCGCUCUCGUAAAAGCUUGCGAGCAUGCGUACUGUGUGAUUUGCAUCCUCCGGUGGGCUGCGUAUAAGAAGGAACCAACUUGUCCGCAAUGCAAGAAUCCAUUUGAGUUCCUCAACAUCCAUCGUUCUCUUGAUGGCAGCAUUCAUGACUAUAUGUUUGAGGAGAGCGUUUGCCUCCUCCUAAGAGCUCCAUGGUUUCAUCCAUUGCAUGUGGAGAAGACUCAUCAAGUACCGGAUGAUCACAUCCUGGAAGACUUUUACCCUUACGGGUAUGAAGAAGAAGAAGAAGAAGACGAUGAUGAAGAUCUAGAUGAAGUGUAUCUGGGCCGUUCAUCAAAUAUCAAUAUCCGUAUUGGCAACAGGAGGUGGGGCAAUAACGGGUUUGUGAGGGCUGGAAAGCAAGAGGCACGACCCGUCCAUCAACAACACGUCUUUCAGGAUUCAGAGGCUGGACCUUCCUCUCGCGAGCCUAAAAAGAAACAGGCUGCUGCUGGUGGAGACAUGGCGGCAGUAGGGCGGCGAGCCAAGCGGACACUAAAACGCGAAGCUGCAGACAAAGCCGCUGCUGCAAAACACCAGCAGCAUUUGGUUAGGCUGGGACGCAAGUGAUUUACGGGUCCUGAAGUUCAUCCAUCUGUACAGUGUUUCUUUUAAAAAAAAAAUUGUGAAAUGACUGUUUUUAGCUUUAGAUGUUAAGUGAUAAGAAGGGCUUUGACCACUUGUUCUUAUUAGGUCUCUUACAAGUAACCUGCUUUAAUAUUUAUGUUCAGUUCUUUUGUUCAUGUUGAUAUUGGUUUGAAUUUUCAAACCCGAGCAGCAUGAUAUUUUUAGUUCAAAUUGCUGUUCAAACUUUAAUUAGAAUAAAAGUUUGACUUUUUCAAGUCA
This is a messenger RNA of Helianthus annuus (common sunflower), 1291 nucleotides long. RefSeq lists its product as uncharacterized. Bases 263 to 1015 code for a protein of 250 amino acids. The record is from RefSeq and is a predicted model, not a curated record. The transcript has 4 exons. Lineage: Eukaryota; Viridiplantae; Streptophyta; Magnoliopsida; Asterales; Asteraceae.